AUGCCUUCCGAAAAUCCAGACGUACUUUUUUCCAAGAUUGUUAAAGUGGUUAGAGCUGCAUCCUCAUUAGCCAGUCAAGAUGUGGACUUUUAUAAAAAUCUAGAGAGGGAAUUCAGUAAUGUUCUGAAGUCAAAAUCAGAUAAGCUCACAGAUAUGGUAAAUGAAAUCAUCUUGUCUAUUGAUGAACAUCAUGAAUCAUUUGAACUUAAAGAAGAUGAAAUUUCUGGUUUAUGGAAAGAUUUCGGAAAUAUUAUGGACAACCUGUUAGAAAUGUCAGAUCAUUCACUAGAUAAAUUGAAUCACACCGCAAACUCAAAGGUAAGUGGUGCUGAGCUUCAAUAUUUAGGCGAUUUUUCAGGAAAGGACUCUUUAUCUACGAAAAGACUCGAAAAACCUCAGUUAAAAUUCAAAAAAUCAAUUGAUAAUAGUGAAAGUCAUCCGUUCAUACCGCUAUUAAAGGAAAAACCAAACGCUUUAAAGCCACUUUCUGAGAGUUUACGGUUGGCUGAGGCUGAGGAAAAUAAUCCCAGUCACUACCUCCAUCCGUAUGCGUAUGAAAUUGAUCACCAAGAAUAUAGCUCAGAUGUUCUUCAAAUAAAAAAGGAGAUUCCUUCCAAAUCCUGGGAUGACUCGGAACCAAUCUGGAUAGAUACAAAGACAAAGCUUGGAUUAAUGCUAGAGGAUUUGAAAAAUGCAUCUGAAAUUGCCGUUGAUCUUGAGCAUCACGAUUAUAGAUCAUAUUACGGUAUAGUUUGCCUUAUGCAGGUUAGUACAAGGGAAAGAGACUAUCUAGUGGAUACCAUAGAACUUCGUGAUGCCCUACAUAUUCUAAAUGAAGUAUUCACGGAUCCGUUAAUUGUGAAAGUUUUUCAUGGUGCUUUCAUGGAUAUUAUUUGGCUCCAGCGAGAUCUAGGGUUAUAUGUCGUUGGUCUAUUCGAUACUUAUCAUGCCUCUAAGGCUAUUGGACUUCCAAGACAUAGUUUGGCCUAUCUGCUAGAAAAUUUUGCCAAUUUCAAAACUUCAAAGAAGUACCAGUUGGCUGACUGGCGUGCAAGACCGCUUUCUAAGCCUAUGACCGCCUAUGCCAGAGCAGAUACUCAUUUCUUAUUAAACAUAUAUGACCAAUUAAGAAACAAGCUUAUUGAGUCUAAUAAGUUAGCAGGUGUCCUAUAUGAAUCAAGAAAUGUCGCUAAAAGGCGUUUUGAAUACUCAAAGCAUAGGCCACGAACACCUUCUUCGGAAGUUUAUUCUCCAAUCGAAAAAGAGAACCCUUGGAGAGUAUUGAUGUACCAGUACAAUAUAACUUCUGAGAAGGAAGAGUUGGUAAAGGAUUUAUAUCUGUGGAGAGACUUUAUAGCAAGACGGGAUGAUGAAUCGCCGAGAUUUGUCAUGCCAAAUCAAUUAUUAGCUGCUCUUGUCGCAUACGCACCAAUCGACGUCAUAGGUGUUGUUUCUUUGACUAACGGCGUAACAGAACAUGUUCGACAAAAUGCCAAAGUACUGGCUAAUUUAAUCGAGAAUGCAUUAGGAAACAUUAAAGAUACCAAUAAGAAAACUACUUCAAUUACUUCCUCCGAAUCCAAACCUGAUGGAAUUUCAUUAGAAGUUAUUACAAUUUCUCAAAUUCGUGAUAUAAUGGAAAGGUUUUCGCUUUUAUCCAACAGUGGCGUUAUCAACAAUCGAACCAAGACUGGUGAUAGUACAUCUUCCAUUCUCUUAGGUAAGACUCUACCAUUUGAAGAAUGCGGCAUAUCGUAUGGGAAAAAGGGCACACCAAAUAAAGUUAAAGUUGAAGACAUCAAGGCGCGAGCUCAGAAAUUUAAUUCUGCCUUAGCGGGUUUAGAGAACAUUAUGUUUGAAUUAGAGAAGCCAGUCACUGUUCCCGCUAGCGUAGAAAAGGGUGAGGCGGUAGAAAUUGAAUCUGCGCCUGAGCUACCAUCUAAAGCUGAGAGUUUCGAUGAUAUUAUUGUCUUGAAGAAGAAGAAAAUGCAUAAGAAGCAGCCAGCGAAGGGAAAAGAUAUGACGGUAAAAGAAGCCGUUGACUAUUCUAAGAUGCCUAGUGUCCUAUCCAGUAAGCCGGGCCAAAAUAGGAAGCAACAGAGAAAGAGAAGAUUUGAUCCUUCAUCAAACGAUAGUGAGGGGCCAAGGGCUGCUAAAAAGAAAAGACCUGCCCCUAGAGGUAAGAAUAUGUCUUUCAAAAGGUAA
This is a messenger RNA of Saccharomyces kudriavzevii IFO 1802, 2205 nucleotides long. RefSeq names its product exosome nuclease subunit RRP6 (gene RRP6). The transcript has a single exon. Gene Ontology annotation, biological process: histone mRNA catabolic process; nuclear polyadenylation-dependent snRNA catabolic process; TRAMP-dependent tRNA surveillance pathway. Gene Ontology annotation, cellular component: nuclear exosome (RNase complex); nucleolus. The coding region runs from base 1 to 2205 and encodes 734 amino acids. Lineage: Eukaryota; Fungi; Ascomycota; Saccharomycetes; Saccharomycetales; Saccharomycetaceae. Gene Ontology annotation, molecular function: 3'-5'-RNA exonuclease activity; nucleic acid binding; nucleotide binding. The record is from RefSeq and is a predicted model, not a curated record.